This is a messenger RNA of Ruditapes philippinarum (Manila clam), 7793 nucleotides long. RefSeq names its product CCR4-NOT transcription complex subunit 1-like. Gene Ontology annotation, biological process: nuclear-transcribed mRNA catabolic process, deadenylation-dependent decay. The record is from RefSeq and is a predicted model, not a curated record. NCBI's taxonomy places the organism in Eukaryota, Metazoa, Mollusca, Bivalvia, Venerida, Veneridae. Gene Ontology annotation, cellular component: CCR4-NOT core complex; P-body. The transcript has 45 exons. Bases 202 to 7548 code for a protein of 2448 amino acids. Gene Ontology annotation, molecular function: molecular adaptor activity.
UCUGAAACAUGGCCGUUCUGACGCCAUGUCCGCAAUGACAAAGACAUAAAAAAUUCAGGAAUUUGUCCUGAUGUCCGCAUUUAAUAGAAUCAUAUCUUUGUUAGAAACUGAGUUUAAAUAUUUUAGAAGGUCGUUUUGUACAGAGGGAGUAGAAAGCUUCAAAGAAAUUUGGAGCUUUCGCAAUUUAAUUUAUGGAAUAAUAUGAAUCUGGAUUCGUUAUCAUUUGCUUUAGCAGAAAUCAGUUAUUCCGUGGCAAAUUUCACAAAGAAAAACUACAGAUCUAGUGUAGCUGAAAUAAAUCAUUUGGUGAGUCAACACGGGGCUGAGGCAGAUAGACAUCUGUUUCGCUGCUUAUUCUCUCAUGUCGACUUUAGUAGUGAUGGUAAAAGUGCUGGGAAAGAUAUCCAUCAGACCCAGUUUUUGAUACAGGAGUGUAAUUCACUUUUGACAAAGCCCAACUUUGUUUCAACCUUGUGUUUUGCAAUAGAUAGUCCCUUACACCAUCAAAAGACUUUAAAACCAUCAGUGCACCUGUUCUCACAAAUCAGUAAGAUUUUACGUCUGACUCGUGUUCAAGAAGUCGUGUUUGGUCUCGCACUGUUAAACUCCUCCAAUUCGGAAAUCCGAGCUCACGCCACUCAGUUCGUGAAACAGAAGCUUCCAGAUUUACUGCGAUCAUAUGUAGAUGCCGAUUCGGCUGUGAGACAAGAGGGUGGACUUCAAGACAUUGCUAUUGAAGUUCUACAUCUGUUGUUAGCUCAUCUUGUUCACUCGAAAGAACAGUUUGGUAUUGGUGUUGACCAGAAGGAAGCAUUUCUCAAAACGCUUAGAAAAGAUUUUCCUCGAGACCGUGUACCUGUUGUAAUUGGACCAUUACUAUAUCCUGAAACAGAAGACAUAUCAGUGGAUAAACUAACAUUUGUUACCAAUAUGCCGAAAACACAUCUUGAUGCCUCUUUAGCGGAUAUGAUUUUGGAGUCGGGCUUUGCCUGUACGUCCACUAUAGAAGAAUGUCGGAACAUUCUGCUACAGUUUGGUCAGAGGGAUAUAUCCCCCAGCGUGGUGGCUCAUGUCCUUGGCAUGAUGGCAAAAACACCAUCCGCUCUAUCAGAUCAGCCAGGACAGGGAAGUGUUGCACCUGGUAGUGGGUGGGGUGAUAUGAAGGACAAGAUGGAUCAACCUGGUGUCAAUAUGUGGAACGUAGAAAACUUUGUCCAAGUUGUACAAGAUUUGGCACCUCAUAUGAGUUGGAGGGAUGUUGUAAAUGAACUUGACUACCCGCAGUUCAUGGUGGCCAAUAAACGGGGUUUACGUCUGUUAAUGAAGGGGCUCAUUCAGGGACUACAGGAAAUCUUCCCUGUAGAAUACAUCUACAGGCAGUGGAAAAACACAGAAGGCCAGCUAUCGUUUAUAGUACAGUCAUUACGUAACGCAGAUGUGUUCUGUUUUGCCGACUAUCCAUGUCAUGCGGUUGUAAUAGAUAUACUGAAAACAGCACCAGAUGAUGAGAAACGGGAUAUUGCUGUGUGGAAAUCUUUGGAUUUAGUGGAAGUGUUGCUACGGUUAUCUGAAGUCGGCCAUUACCAACAGGUGUCUGAGUUGUUCAAGUUUCCAGUACAGAACUGUCCUGACAUGCUAGUCCUUGCACUUCUUCAAAUUACACCAACUUGGAACACAUUGAAACAGGAGCUGAUAUCAACCUUGAUGCCACUGUUUCUUGGCAAUCAUCCAAACUCUGCAGUUGUACUACACUAUGCCUGGCACUGUCAAGGUCACUCGAGCACCAUACGUACCCUCAUCAUGCACUCGAUGGCGGAGUGGUACAUGCGCGGAGAACCACAUGACCAGACACGGUUGUCGAGAAUAUUGGACGUGGCACAAGACUUGAAAGCACUGUCCAUGUUGUUGAAUGCCACACCAUUUGCAUUUGUGAUAGAUUUAGCUUGUCUAGCGUCUAGGAGGGAAUAUUUGAAACUUGAUAAAUGGCUGAGUGAUAAGAUCAGAGAACACAGGGAGCCAUUUAUACAGACAUGUGUAACAUUCCUGAAGAGACGCUGCCCCCAGCUAGUGGGCGGGUUCCCCAAGGAUGAUCUACAGUCAAAGAGUCAACAGUUACCUCCUGAAACCAUAGCAACCAUGCUCACUUGUCUACAAGUCUGUGCAAGUAAUGUAAGCCAGGAGUUAUCAGAGGUGAUAUUAACAAUGAUAGCCAGUGCAAGUGUGCUUAUGAAGCAGAGGCAAGCCCCUGUAGGCCCCAAACCUCCCAACCCAACAGCCCCUGGUCCACAGGUAGGCCCAGGCCAAGCCGGACCUGUGGGUGGAGGAAUAGGUGCGGGUAAUAACACUGGACUUGGGCUCGGACCAAACAUGGGACAAACAAACCUAGGCUCUGGUUUAGGAAAUACACCUUCACAGUUGGAUCAAGCUGACACACUAGGGAUCCCCAAAUCAUGGGGUGUUCCAGGCCAGCCAAGUACUGGUUUUGCUGGUCUAGGUGCCACCACAAACCCAACACCUGGAUCUCCAGCCAAAGGUUUUCCGACACCUGCAAGCACAGGAUUUGGUGGUGGUAUACAGAACUUGACCUCUCAGCUGCAGAAUCUGACUAUGCCAUCAUCAUCAAUGUCAGCACUGGGUGCCCCUAGAGCACCAGGCGUGAACACCCUUGGGAGCCUCAGUGCCCAACAGGUCAUGAAACAGCAAGGUCCCCAGUCCACCCAGCAACCCAUGCAGCCUGGCAUUGACAGGCUCAGACUUGCUCAGCCAACAGAGUUAUCGAGUAUAUUCCCAGACAUGAAUCAACAGUUUACGAAGGAGGUUGAGGACGAGGCCAAUUCAUAUUUCCAGAGAAUAUACAACCAGCCCCCACACCCCACUAUGUCCAUUGACGAGGUGCUAGAAAUGUUGAAACGCUUCAAAGAUUCUGCUAACAGGAAAGAGAAGGAAGUGUAUGAGUGUAUGUUACGUAACCUGUUUGAAGAAUACCAAUUCUUCCCAAAAUAUCCGGACAGGGAGUUGCACACCACAGCUGUUCUCUUCGGUGGAAUUAUAGAAAAAGGAUUAGCUACGUAUAUGGCAUUGGGUAUUGCCUUACGCUAUGUUCUUGAAGCCCUGAAGAAACCCCACAAUAGCAAGAUGUACUAUUUUGGUAUUGCUGCCUUGGACAGGUUUAAAACACGACUGAAGGAUUAUCCGUCAUACUGCCAGCACCUGGCUGCUAUACCACAUUUCCCACAGUUUCCACAACAUUUAAUGGAGUUUGUGAAGUUUGGGGCCAGUAACCAGGAACCACCACAUCUGGCACAGACAACAACCCGCAGUCUGACACCUGUUACAGCCAGUCUUAACCUGCUCAGUGGUCAAUCAAUGUUCGGUAUUGGUUCCAACCUGACAUCGACCACCGGCAGCUCGGUGGUUCCAGGCCUAGAUGCCUUCAACCUGACAAACCUGCCACCUAUGUCGAGCAUGACAUCCACACCGACCACCACUGUUACCAUGACAACGGCUGUAACAGCCACACCUUCUACAACAACAACUGCCACUAAGACGCAACCCAUGCCAAAGCCAUCGAUAGCUAGUGCUACUAAUAUUGACACAUUGUUGGCUGGUCAGAGUAAAGAGGAAGUGGUCGUACCAUCAGAAUCUAUACAAGACAAAGUGUUCUUCAUCUUUAAUAAUCUCUCCAUGUCUAACAUGAACCAGAAGUGUGAAGAGUUGAAGAAGGAAGUAAAAGAUGAUCACAUGCAGUGGGUGUCGCAGUACCUGGUUAUGAAGCGUGCGAGUAUCGAGCCCAACUUUCACACACUCUACGCUAACUUCGUAGAUGCUCUGAACAUUAAAGAAAUCACAGACAUGGUUAUCCUUGAAACUUUCAGAAAUAUUAAGGUUCUGUUAAGAAGUGACAAAGGUGAUGCCAAUUUCUCAGACAGAACGUUAUUGAAGAACCUCGGACAUUGGCUAGGAAUGCUUACAUUAGCCAAGAACAAACCUAUUUUACAAAUUGACAUAGAUGUGAAAUCUCUCGUGUACGAGGCCUACCAUAAAGGUGCUAGGGAGCUGUUGUAUGUUGUACCAUUCUCGGCUAAAGUGCUUGAGUCAUGUGCUAAAAGCAAGGUGUUCAAACCUCCUAACCCGUGGACAAUGGGUAUAAUGAAUGUGCUAGCAGAAUUACAUCAGGAGCCAGAUCUGAAAUUGAACCUGAAGUUUGAAAUUGAAGUGCUUUGUAAAACACUUAACAUAGAUUUAAAUGAGUUAAAGCCAUGCAACUACCUUAAAGACACAUCCAGACUAAGUACUUACGAACCUCAGCUGUCAAUCAACAAGCAGAUCAUCCCACUGCCUGUAGUACAGCCCACUGUCACGCCUCAACCAGAGACAGGAGGCGUGGCCUUGACAAAUGUCACACCCACUGUGACCACAACCAGUAUCACUACAACAACAACACCAGGAUCUACUCCAAGUCUGCCUCCACAGCCUCAGUUUGCUUUUGAUGACAUCAACGUGACAUCACUAGCUGGACUCGCACCUCAUAUUGUGAUUAAUGACCAGAUUGCAGUAUUUCAAGCCCAGCCGCAGCUAAAGACAUAUGUAAGAGCUUCCCUGGAGAGAGCUGUACAAGAGUUACUUCCCCCUGUUGUUGAGAGAUCCAUCAAGAUUGCACUCACCACUUGUGAACAAAUCAUGAAAAAGGAUUUUGCGCUGGAUCCCGACGAGAACAGAAUGAGAGCUGCUGCACAUCGUAUGGUACGCAGUAUGACAUCAGGAUUGGCCCUGUACACAUGCCGGGAACCAUUGUACAUCGCUAUAUCUACAAACCUGAAAAAUGCUUUCAUGACAACUAUUAGGGGAGCCACCCAGCAACAGAAAGAUAUGAUAGAACAAGCUGCACAGGUUAUAGCCCAGGAUAAUACAGAGCUUGCCUCGGCUUUCAUCCAGAAAACAGCUGUCGAGAGGGCAAUACCAGAGAUGGACAAGAGACUAGCCACAGAUUUUGAUGCCAGGAAAGCAGCUCGAGAAAAGGGUAUCCGGUACUGUGAACCAGUGGUGUUGACCUACCAGGCUGAGCGAAUGCCAGAACAAAUCCGGCUCAAAGUUGGUGGUGAGACACCACAACAGAUUGCAGUGUAUGAAGAGUUUGCUCGCAAUAUACCAGGCUUUCUGCCACUGUCUGAACCGGCCCUGCCAGCCGGUGUUGCCAAACCUAUGCCGUCAUACGGAGGAACGCCGGAAGAGAUAAUGGUAAUUUACGAGAAAAUAGCUCGAGAGAUUGAACAACAUCUCCAGCACCUUAGUAACAUGCCGCCCAGUAACCCGCUGAUCGUUGUCAUCAGUAGCUUGAUGGAGGCAACCUUGAUGGCGAGAAGCUCCAGAGAUAUUGCCUCGGCUAUAGCUCUACUCCAGAAGGCUGUGGAAGGUUUGUUGGACCAUUAUACCAUGACCCAGGAAUAUGAAUUGAUGAUCAGGUUCCGAGAGUGCCAUCUCCUGGUACUGAAGGGACUGCAAGACGGCCGAGCAUUCGGUCCACAGUGGACCAAUAGACAAGUCACAAGAUGUUUGAUCGACUCGAGAGAGGAUCAUAGAUAUAACAUAGAAGCCGUAGAUCUGUUGAUCCGUAGUAGUCUAGUUAUCAUGGCACAGUAUGAUAUUUUUCUCGUACAACUGAUGGAGAAUGGCCUGAAUAUGAUCGCCAUAACGUUCGCCAUGCAGCUUGUGCAGAGAUAUUGUAUAGAUGAUAAGAUCAACAGCCAUGUAACCGAGUCUGACUUGGCAAACACAAUUGAUACCCUCAACUUGAUUGCUGCCAAGUUACGAGAUCCACCAGCAGGCCUUGAGAACUUGCUACAAAACUUGAGACAGAGUUCCGGUGGUGACUUCAGUAUGCUGGACCGGGCCCCAGUCGGUCCGAACUCCAUGAUGCAGUCUGGUAUAACCCAGGCUCGGGAGAUCGACGAUCCACCUGGACUGCACGAGAAAACAGAGUACCUGUUGAGAGAAUGGGUUAACAUGUAUCAUUCACCAGCCGCUGGUAGAGAUAGCACUAAAGCUUUCGGAGCAUUUGUACAACAGAUGCAUCAACAGGGUAUAUUGAAGACUGACGACCUCAUCACAAGGUUUUUCAGAUUGUGUACAGAGAUGUGUGUGGACUUGUGUUACAGGGCGCUAAGUGAGCAGACGCACAGUCCGACCCUGAUACGAGCAAAAUGCUUCCACACCCUUGAUGCUUUUGUUCGCCUGAUAGCGCUUCUUGUGAAACACUCCGGGGAUAAUGCAAAUACAGUUACCAAGAUUAAUUUAUUGAACAAAGUUCUGGGUAUAGUAGCCGGUGUCCUUCUUCAGGACCAUGAGGUACGUCAGACCGAGUUCCAGCAACUUCCAUACCAUCGUAUAUUCAUCAUGCUAUUUAUAGAACUGAACGCACCAGAACAUAUCCUAGAGAAUAUCAACUUCCAAGUGCUUACAGCAUUCUGCAAUACAUUCCACAUACUGCGUCCUGCUAAAGCACCAGGUUUUGCCUACGCCUGGCUGGAGUUGAUUUCACACAGGGUAUUUAUUGGCAGAAUGUUGGCACUAACACCUCAACAAAAGGGUUGGGGAAUGUAUGCACAGUUGUUGAUAGAUCUCUUCAAGUUCCUCUCUCCGUUCUUGAGAAAUGCUGAGCUAAAUAAACCAACACAUUUCUUAUACAAGGGAACUUUACGAGUCUUACUAGUCCUUCUUCAUGAUUUCCCAGAAUUCCUCUGUGACUACCAUUACGCCUUCUGUGAUGUCAUCUCGCCAAAUUGUAUUCAGAUGCGUAACCUCAUUUUGAGCGCGUUCCCACGUAAUAUGCGCCUACCUGAUCCAUUUACACCAAAUCUGAAGGUUGAUCUACUGGCAGACAUUCAACAUCCUCCAAGAAUACUGUCAAAUUUUGCCAACAUGAUUCAACCACCAUCAUUCAAGAAGGAUUUGGAUUCCUAUCUGAAAACAAGAUCUCCUGUGACAUUUUUGUCUGACUUGAGGAGCAGCCUACAGUCCAAUGAGCCAGGCUCCAGGUACAACAUACCUCUGAUGAAUGCCCUUGUACUGUAUGCAGGGACCCAGGCAAUUCAGCAUAUACACACAAAGGGCCUCACACCAAGCAUGAGUACAAUAGCUCAUUCUUCACACAUGGACAUCUUCCAGAAUCUUGCAGUGGAUCUCGAUACAGAAGGACGUUACUUGUUCCUGACAGCAAUAGCCAACCAGCUUCGAUACCCUAACAGUCAUACACACUACUUCAGCUGUACAUUAUUGUACCUGUUCGCAGAGGCUAAUACCGAGGCAAUACAAGAGCAGAUAACUAGAGUAUUAUUAGAGAGAUUGAUAGUAAACAGACCACAUCCCUGGGGACUGCUGAUCACUUUUAUAGAACUUAUCAAGAACCCGCAAUUCAAGUUCUGGAGUCACGAGUUUGUACACUGUGCCCCGGAGAUCGAGAAAUUGUUCGAGUCUGUAGCUAGAUCAUGUAUGCAGCCGAAGACAAGUGCAACCCCGUCCCGAGACCAAGAAUCUGCUGAAAUUCACUAGAACAUGCAGUCAUAAGAGAUAAACUGUUGAAAGUGACCAGAACAUAAAUGUGAAACUAAACAAGAAAUAUCUGGAAGACGAACCAGGCUGGAACACUGUAAAAUCAUGCCAACCUAUACCAAAAUUGCCAAAAAUUCAUCGGAACAUAAUAGCAUAUGAAGCUUUAUAAAGAUAAUAAGGAUCUGAUUCAAUAAUGUGCUAGAAUAAAGACGCAUGUGUGUGUUAAAGCAAUCUUAAAGAAAGAA